This is a messenger RNA of Cucumis melo (muskmelon), 1431 nucleotides long. RefSeq lists its product as uncharacterized. Gene Ontology annotation, cellular component: membrane. Lineage: Eukaryota; Viridiplantae; Streptophyta; Magnoliopsida; Cucurbitales; Cucurbitaceae. The record is from RefSeq and is a predicted model, not a curated record. Gene Ontology annotation, molecular function: lipase activity. The transcript is spliced from 7 exons. Bases 123 to 1283 code for a protein of 386 amino acids.
UUUUUCCUCUCUCUGUUUCCGAAUUUCUCAUUCCCACUCCAUAGUCCGAAAUUUCCAUUUCAUUUCAUUUCAUCGUCUCCGUUUCUCCGAUUUCGGUCUGUAAAAAUUUCUCCAUCUCCGCCAUGUCAAGGGCCGAGAUGGACCAACUAACCUCCGGAGCCAGCAAUCGGAUUAUUCCGAUUUUCAAAGCUCUAAGGACUUCUAUUCUUUUCAUUCACACCUUCUUCCUCUCUCUGCUUCUCCUUCUAUGGCCACGCCGCCGUCGCUCGCCGGCUACCUCUACGACUCAGGUCCAAUCCUCUGUGAAGAAGAGACGAUUGGUAUGGCGAAGGGAGGAGGAAGAUACCCAGAGGCGGAGGGCGCUGGCUGAGGUCAUUGAAAUGGGUGUAAAUAACGGCGACGGAGGGUUUCGUGGACGUCAGAGUACCUCGUUGUUCUAUGGGGUUAAGAGAAACGCCUUGUUUUGCCGCUCCUGGUUGCCGGAAUCGGGUGAAUUGAAGGGUAUUUUGAUCAUCAUUCAUGGGCUUAACGAGCACAGUGGAAGAUACGCCCAUUUUGCCUCUCGGCUAACUUCUUGCAACUUUGGCGUUUAUGCAAUAGAUUGGAUAGGCCACGGUGGAAGUGAUGGAUUACAUGGAUUUGUUCCCUCUCUGGACCAAGUUGUUGCCGAUACUGGGUCUUUCUUAGAAAAGAUUAAAUCUGAGAACCCUGAAACCCCAUGUUUCCUCUUCGGACACUCCACAGGAGGGGCCGUUGUUUUGAAGGCUGCAUCAAACCCUCACAUAGAGAAUAUGGUGAAGGGAAUUAUACUGACUUCACCAGCUCUACGCGUUAAACCCGCCCAUCCUAUUGUCGCGGCUCUAGCUCCAAUUUUUUCCAUGGUUAUUCCAAAGUUUCAAUUCAAAGGUGCAAACAAGAGAGGCAUUCCAGUUUCAAGAGACCCUGCAGCACUCUUGGCAAAAUACUCCGAUCCAUUAGUCUACACUGGACCAAUCAGAGUCCGAACAGGCCACGAGAUCUUGCGGAUUUCAUCAUACCUAAUGCGGAACUUCAAGACAAUCACCGUCCCGUUCUUCGUACUCCAUGGAACAGCUGACAAGGUAACUGAUCCUCUAGCAUCCCAAGAUCUGUACAAUGAGGCAGCCUCCGAGUUCAAAGACAUAAAACUGUAUGAAGGGUUCUUGCACGACCUGCUGUUUGAGCCUGAGAGAGAGGAGAUUACCAUGGACAUAAUUAAUUGGUUGGAGAAAAGGUUGAAAUCUGCAGUUGAAAAUGCACAAUAAACCUCUUGUAGAAUGAGGAGGAGCAUUUUCAAAAGCUUGAAACCAAAAAAUAGUUUAUUGUGUUUGUUUCUUCUAGUGGUUUAUGGGAAUACAUAUGUAUGAAAAUUUGUAUAUUUCUAAUAGAUUUAACUUUCUUUUUCUUCAUAAA